AUGCCCCGCCUCACCACAGAAGGAACGUACACCGAUUCCCCCCCGCCAGGCCGCAGCGCCUCGCACGACGGAGACGAGGACGAUGACCUCUUGGACCGUGGGCGGGCCAAAGCCCAUCGCUUCCUGCACGGCUUCAUCGACUUUGCCUUCCAGGGAAACGUGCUCGAGAUCGCGUUCGGUCUGAUCAUCGCGUCCAUGUUCACCGCCCUUGUGACCUCGCUCGUGACGGAUAUUUUGCUGCCGCCAAUUUCGGUGUUGUUGCCGCUGAACAAGAACCUGGAGGAGAAAUUUGCCGUGUUGAAAGGGGGGCCGAAAUACAAGGGGGAGGGGGGGUAUAAUACUUUGAAGCAGGCGCAGGCGGACGGGGCGGUGGUGAUGGCUUAUGGGUUUUUCUUGAACAGGUUGAUUAAUUUUAUUGGUGUGGGGAUGAGCUUGUAUGGGAUGGCGGCGACAUAUCAGUUUUUUUCGAAGGAUCCGAUCAUCAAACGUACUGUUAAGUGCAGGUAUUGUCGGAAGAGUAUUAAUGAGAAGGCUGCAAGGUGUAUCAACUGUACUAGUUGGCAGGAUGGGAGGGAGGACCGGUUGUUUUAGAGAGGCUGAGGUCGUCGUUUGCCGUUAAAGGGGUCUACCAUGGAAUGUCCUAUCAGAUUGGACAGUAGGUGGUGCUGAGCAUAGGGGGUUGUUCUCAUCCUUGAGCAUGUGCGGUUGGUUUCGUCCUUGAGCAUAGCAUAGCAGGCCGGGGUGGCCAUUCUAAUUAUUGACGAUCAUGUUUACAUGCAUCCUCGUUCUUACACAACCAGAGACAUCGCAAACGUCUCAGCGAACAGAUCUGUGUUUCCAUG
Podospora pseudocomata is the source of this 842-nucleotide messenger RNA. RefSeq lists its product as uncharacterized. NCBI's taxonomy places the organism in Eukaryota, Fungi, Ascomycota, Sordariomycetes, Sordariales, Podosporaceae. The record is from RefSeq and is a predicted model, not a curated record. Gene Ontology annotation, cellular component: membrane. Gene Ontology annotation, biological process: monoatomic ion transport. The transcript is spliced from 2 exons. Gene Ontology annotation, molecular function: mechanosensitive monoatomic ion channel activity. The coding region runs from base 1 to 591 and encodes 196 amino acids.